This is a messenger RNA of Polypterus senegalus (gray bichir), 4643 nucleotides long. RefSeq names its product bone morphogenetic protein 1a (gene bmp1a). Gene Ontology annotation, biological process: proteolysis. Lineage: Eukaryota; Metazoa; Chordata; Cladistia; Polypteriformes; Polypteridae. Gene Ontology annotation, molecular function: serine-type endopeptidase activity; calcium ion binding; metalloendopeptidase activity. Bases 502 to 3462 code for a protein of 986 amino acids. The record is from RefSeq and is a predicted model, not a curated record. The transcript has 20 exons.
AUCUCUCCCCCUUAUUCCCUGCGCUCCGUGGCGAGUUAAAUGGCAACUUACGGCAGGUCACGCAAAUCUGAGAGAUAAGUGGGAUGUGAAACGUACGGCGCAGCCCAGCCCGAGGGAAGAGUUACUAAAAGACAGUUUCUUAAGAGAAUCGAGUCACCCCUGAGGAGCAAUGGGCCGCAUUCCCCGCUCCGUCCCGCGGACGUCGGUGUCGUCUUGUGCGAACCCACGCCGUGCUUAGACUCUCGAGUUCGAGAGGAGAGCCACAGAGACGCCGGCUCAGGGUUCCAGACGACAGUCGCCCCCGAUACCAGGAGCCGCGCAGGGGCAGAGCUUUGCUGCUAAAACACGCCCUCCAGAGAGAUUUCGUUCCCCCCCUAAAAAAAAACUCCCAGUUUUUGUUACUCGUGUCUUCGUUCUUUUCUUUAUCUCCAUCCUAUGCUCGCUUCGCUUUGCUGCUCACUGUAGCCACUCUUCCCAAAGUUGCCCUGCAGUUCCCGAGCUAUGGCUCCGCCGCUGAGAUGCGUCCUGUAUUGCCUCAUCCUCCGCUGCUGUCUGUCCGCCGUCCGGAGCAUGGAUCUGGAAGCAGAGGAGCUGGGCUACGAGCUGGAAGCCGACGACUACUCCGAGGUGAUUGACUACAAGGAUCCCUGCAAAGCUGCUGCCUUUUUGGGAGACAUUGCCUUGGAUGAAGAGGACCUCAAACUUUUUAAUGUGGAGAAUGUUGUGGAUUUGAGAAGAAGAUUCGCCCUUCAAAGACUUUCCAAUGCAACUGAGCCUGGAGUUAAUGCAACCAAUGACUACCUCAGAAGAGAAAGAAGCAUUGGCACAAGAAGAAGACUUUUACGUUCUAAGCGAGCAGCCACUUCUCGACCAGAAAGGGUUUGGCCGGAUGGAGUUAUCCCUUAUGUCAUCAGCGGGAACUUUAGCGGAACCCAGAGAGCCAUCUUCCGGCAAGCCAUGCGGCAUUGGGAAAAGAAUGCUUGUGUAACCUUCAUUGAAAGAACUGAUGAAGAAAGCUAUAUUGUAUUCACAUACCGACCAUGUGGGUGCUGCUCUUAUGUAGGACGCAGAGGAGGUGGCCCCCAGGCCAUCUCCAUCGGGAAGAACUGUGACAAGUUUGGCAUUGUGGUGCAUGAGCUCGGUCACGUCAUUGGAUUCUGGCAUGAACACACCCGCCCGGAUCGGGAUGAUCAUGUCAGUAUUGUAAGGGAGAACAUACAACCAGGGCAGGAGUACAACUUUUUAAAGAUGGAACCAGAAGAAGUUGAUUCUCUUGGUGAAGGCUACGACUUUGACAGCAUCAUGCAUUAUGCCAGGAACACUUUCUCUAGAGGAAUCUUCCUGGAUACUAUCCUUCCUCGUUAUGAUGUAAAUGGUGUACGACCUCCAAUUGGUCAGAGGACAAGGUUGAGUAAAGGAGACAUUGCACAAGCCAGGAAACUGUACAAGUGUUCAGCUUGUGGUGACAGUCUUCAGGACAGCAGUGGAAAUUUCUCAUCUCCUGGUUUCCCCAAUGGUUACUCAGCCUAUAUGCAUUGCAUCUGGAGGAUCUCUGUUACACCUGGAGAGAAGAUCAUACUAAAUUUCACAUCCAUGGAUCUGUACCGCAGUCACCUGUGCUGGUAUGACCAUGUGGAGAUUAGGGAUGGUUUCUGGCGAAAGGCUCCUUUAAAAGGACGGUUCUGUGGAGAUAAACUGCCUGAGCCCAUAAUCUCAACUGACAGCCGCCUAUGGAUUGAGUUUCGCAGCAGCAGUAAUUGGGUGGGAAAGGGGUUUUCUGCAGUGUAUGAAGCAAUUUGUGGGGGUGAAGUCAGGCGAGACAAUGGGCAGAUCCAGUCCCCAAACUAUCCUGAUGAUUACCGACCCAGCAAAGUAUGCAUCUGGAAGAUCUCUGUUUCAGAAGGCUUUCAUGUUGGUCUUACCUUCCAGUCAUUUGAGAUUGAGAGACAUGACAGCUGUGCUUAUGAUUAUCUGGAAGUUCGGGAUGGUAUCACAGAGAGCAGUCCUCUUAUUGGACGAUUUUGUGGAUAUGAUAAACCUGAUGACAUAAAGACAAGCUCAAAUCGACUAUGGAUGAAAUUCACCUCAGAUGGCUCAGUCAAUAAGGCUGGCUUUGCUGCAAACUUUUUCAAAGAGGUUGAUGAGUGUUCGCGACCCAAUAAUGGAGGCUGUGAGCAACGCUGCGUCAACACAUUGGGAAGCUACAAAUGUGCCUGUGACCCAGGCUAUGAGCUGGCCUCUGACAAGAAAAGCUGUGAGGCUGCCUGUGGAGGGUUCCUCACAAAACUUAAUGGCUCCAUCACUAGCCCAGGAUGGCCCAAGGAGUAUCCCCCCAACAAGAACUGUGUGUGGCAGCUUGUUGCACCCACUCAAUAUCGCAUCUCCCUCCAGUUUGAAUUCUUUGAGACUGAGGGCAACGACGUGAGUGUUUGUAAAUAUGACUACGUUGAAGUGCGCAGUGGAUUGUCAGCUGACUCUAAGUUGCACGGCAAGUUCUGUGGUGCAGAGAAACCUGAAGUGAUCACAUCACAGUAUAACAACAUGCGCAUCGAGUUCAAAUCAGAUAACACUGUCUCAAAGAAGGGCUUCAAGGCUCAUUUCUUCUCAGAUAAAGAUGAGUGCUCAAAGAACAAUGGUGGCUGUCAGCAUGAAUGCGUCAACACUUUUGGUAGCUACACAUGUCAGUGCCGCAGUGGUUUUGUCCUUCAUGACAACAAGCAUGACUGUAAAGAAGCGGGUUGUGAUCACACAGUGAACAGUAUUUAUGGCACAAUUACCAGCCCCAACUGGCCUGACAAGUAUCCAAGCAAGAAAGACUGCACAUGGAUUCUUACCAGCACACCAGGACAUCGCAUUAAAAUUGUGUUCAACGAGUUGGAUAUGGAGCCACAUGAUGAAUGCACCUAUGAUCAUGUUGAGCUUUUUGAUGGACGUGAUGCAAAGGCUCCAGUCCUUGGCCGUUUUUGUGGAGGCAAAAAGCCUGAGCCGGUGGUUUCAUCCAGCAACCACUUGUUUGUUAAGUUCUUUUCAGAUAAUUCAGUGCAGAAAAAAGGAUUUGAGGCUUCUUACAUGCCAGAGUGUGGUGGGCAGUUGAAGGCUGAAGUGAAGACAAAAGACCUCUUUUCCCACGCCCAGUUUGGUGAUAACAACUACCUCGGGGCAUCUGAUUGCCAGUGGGUGAUCUCUGCUGAAGGUGGUUAUGGUGUUGAACUCAUCUUCCAGACAUUCGAGAUUGAAGAAGAAUCAGACUGUGGUUAUGAUUACAUGGAGCUUUACGAUGGCAAGGACAGCAAUGCACCCAGGCUGGGUAGAUAUUGUGGAUCUGGGCCACCAGAGGAGAUUUACUCCAGCAAAGAUACAAUUCUCAUAAAAUUCCACUCAGAUGAUACUAUCAACAAGAAGGGCUUCCAUGUGCGCUACACCAGCACCAAAUUUCAGGACACACUGACCAUGCGAAAGUGACCCGUGGCCUCCGGGAGGGCGGGCAUGCGGCGCAGAAUGGAAUCUCGGAGCCACACUGCAUCGCAGCGGCGAGAAGGAGGAGGAAAGUUAAAACGCAAGCCCGUAUCCCGGACGCCUCGAAUUUCACAGAAACAAAUGAUAAAAAGCAAAAAGCCUCAAAGAAGGGACACAGAAAUGGGAAUUUCCCAGAGACUGUAAGGAUCAAAGCCAUUUGUUACCUGACCUUGUUUUUAGCUUUUAUGUUUUUUUUGUUUUUAUUUUUAUUUUUUCUCAUUUUUUGUAAUUGUGUGGUUAUUAUGGUUGUGGUGCGGAUCUGCCAAGGGAGGGAGGGAGGUGCACCUUUUUGAAAAGAGUGUACUCUUAGUAAAGAGUGUAGUAUUGAUGGGGGGUGUUGGGUCAAGUUAUUGAAACUCUUUAUUUUUGCUUGCUUUUAGUAAGCAGUGGACCAAAUUCAUUUGUGCGAAGGACAAUGGGCAAGUGCCCGACCUCUCCUCUUAGAGAAGUUUUACUUCUUUUUUGUUUCUUUUUAAUAGGAAUUUGUCGCUCUCAGUUUUGGGGGAGCAACAUGUACUCUGAACUUUCCUUAUGUCUAUAAAUUAAAAAGGGGAGAAAAAUCUGUAUUUCAAGUUUAGUUUUUAAAUGAAACAUAUGCAGUUAUUUUUUAAAGGGUUAAUACUUUCAGACAUUGCCCCAUUCCACCCCACCCUGCCUCCUCCAUAGAUUCUUGUGAAAUGUCAUAAAUAAGGGGGUAUGGUGGGUUUGAGAAUAAUGCAAAACAAACCGUUUCAGUAUUUUAAACAACGUUUUUGGAUUCCUCCCGGACUGAGCUUCUUGGACAGGCUUCCAUGCCUGACAUGUUUGUUUACUUUCAAGGAGGACUCCCAUGUGACUUGGUAGGAUUUUUAAAAUUCAUUCCACAGAUUGAUAGCAAAAAGCACACUAUGCAGUAAUGACUGAAAAUUAUUUUUCUGGCAUUUUUUAUAUAUUGUACAAAGGGGGGUAGAAAACAAAAAUAUAAUCUCUCUAUUCCCCAGGGAUACAUCUGUUACAAUAACAGGGUGCUGUAUCUAACAAGGGGGGAAACAAUGGCCUCAUCAUUGCCAUACAGAUUUUUGGUGCUUAUAAUGUAUUUUUUUUUUCCGCAUGAAGAAAUAAGCUGAUUAAUAAAAGAAAAAAAAAUA